CCAGAUAGAACUUUGCCACAAACACAAACGUGCUGUGUGCCGCACCGCAUUGCUCAGCGACGAUAGAACACAAAUUUUCGACAAGAAAACUGUGUAUUUGGUCUUAUUUGCCAAUAAGUCGGUGGACCAUAUUGCUUUUUAGCCCACCCUUCAAGUGCGUGUAGGAAGCAUUCCAUUUUCAAGUCAAAAUGAAACUUCUCACUCACAAUGUGCUUAGUUCGAAGUGCCUGAAAGGAGUUUCAGUAGGGUAUCCUUUGAGGUUAAAUGCAACUGAUAUUAAAGUGGUUGAUGUGGAUUACAAUUCUGAAUUCGUCUCUAGAAUGAUCCCUAAAAUCAAUUAUAGUGCUUUAUAUGAUGCCGCUCAAAGUAUUGGUCAUCUCAAUGGACUACCCGACGCUGUAGUGGAUGACUUUGAAAGUAAUGAAGAUUUCCUGAAAGCCGUUCAUCAUGUCUUGUUAGAAGUUGACAUUGUCAGUGGUGAUCUUGAAUGUCCUGAAUCAGGUAGAAAGUUCCCUAUUACAAGAGGUAUACCCAACAUGCUUGUGAAUGAAAAUGAAGUUAAUGAGAUUAAUGGAUCUAAUGGAUAUAAUAACUAGAAUUUCUUUGCAAAAGUUUUGUUAUUGUUUUUACUGUUAAUUUAAUUUUGUUUAAGACUCUCAAAGUUGAGGAAAUUUGUCAGUUUUGUUUGCUCAUUAGGUAUUUCUUCUUAUUUUUCUCCAUUUCUGGUUAAGUUCUGCCUUGAUAUGUUUGAAUCGAAUUGAACGUGCAAAGUAAGAUUUCUUGUUUGAGAUUGAGAAAAUUAUACUAAAUGUUUUCACCAUCAUUUUAUUGAACUCAAACUGUAAGUAAAGAAGUUACAAUACAA
Molecule: messenger RNA, 865 nt
Organism: Frankliniella occidentalis (western flower thrips)
Lineage: Eukaryota; Metazoa; Arthropoda; Insecta; Thysanoptera; Thripidae
Gene: Trmt112
Product: multifunctional methyltransferase subunit TRM112-like protein
Exons: 4
Coding region: 189-596 (135 amino acids)
Biological process (GO): peptidyl-glutamine methylation; rRNA (guanine-N7)-methylation; tRNA methylation
Molecular function (GO): protein heterodimerization activity
Source: RefSeq, a predicted model, not a curated record